Aspergillus vadensis CBS 113365 is the source of this 1494-nucleotide messenger RNA. RefSeq names its product cytochrome P450. The record is from RefSeq and is a predicted model, not a curated record. The transcript is spliced from 2 exons. Lineage: Eukaryota; Fungi; Ascomycota; Eurotiomycetes; Eurotiales; Aspergillaceae. Gene Ontology annotation, molecular function: heme binding; monooxygenase activity; oxidoreductase activity, acting on paired donors, with incorporation or reduction of molecular oxygen. Bases 1 to 1470 code for a protein of 489 amino acids.
AUGGCUUACAUCGAGAACUUACAAGGGCUCAUAGCCCAACCGCUAUUAUUGGCGGUCCUCGCAAUUUCUAGCGCCAUAUUCUGCAGAUGCUUCUAUCGCAUCUACCUCCAUCCUCUAUCAUCGGUGCCUGGUCCUAAGCUCGCAGCCUGCACUUCGCUAUGGUUAGCAUACCACACAUACAUCGGCGACGAAUGUACAGUAGUAUAUGAUUUGCAUCGCAAAUACGGCCCGGUAUUACGAGUCGCUCCCAAUGACGUUGACAUCGCCGAUAAAGAUGCGCUGGAGCCAAUCUACGUUGCUCGCGGUGGUUUCCCCAAGACACCAGUAUAUUCCAAGUUCGACAUCGACGGACACACGACCAUAUUCUCCAGUCUGACGUUGCCUGAGCGAGCAACACGAGCGAAAGCUGUCGCCCCUCUUUUCUCUACGGCGUCAAUUCGCAACUCUCAAGAAGCCUUACGCGAGAUCUUCGACGACUUCGCGAAAAGACUGCAGGCUGAAGCACGCACUGGUAGACCAGUAAACGUGCUUAAUGUAACACGUGCCAUGGCAAUCGAUGCUGUAAGCACGUAUCUGUUCCACGAGAGGUACGGCGCCAUCACGGAGAAUUCAGAGUCAAUGUCGGCAUCGCCGUUUGUGGAUUCCUUCGUCGGAGUAGGUGCCUAUUUCAAUAUCGUGCCGGGGAAAAUCGGUGGUUUUGUCACCGAGGUCAUUGAGCGCUGGAGCACGACCAAGAAUGUGGAGCAGUCGCACGGACUGAUCGACCAGUACGCUAGAAGGCUUGUCCAGACAGCGAUACCAAAAAGUGGAAGCUAUCAGAGCCGUUUGUUGGAGAAGUCGACCAUAGCACAGUCUCAGAUUGAAGUCAAAGAUGUCUGUUUUGCAGGAACUGAUUCCACGGGGAUGAACACCGCGACGAUCUUGUGGUAUCUUGCAAAACACCCAGAAGUUUAUGAUCGUCUCAGACAGGCGGUCAUGAAGAGCAUUGAAAACGACGAGGAUCCAACCGCGUGCGCGUACCUGCGCGGCGUCGUCCGAGAAGGCCUACGUCUUUCUUGGGCCAAUCCAAUUCGCCUGCCCCGUGCCGUUCCGACUGGGGGCUGGAAGUAUCGUGACUACUAUUUCCCGGCUGGUACGAGUGUUGGCGUUGCGGCCUAUCAGCUGCAUCAAGAUAGCAGCGUGUUCCCUGAGCCGCAUCGUUUCCUUCCUGAGCGUUGGGAUAACGCGGACGACGAAAUGCUCACGGCAUUCUUUGCGUUUGGAAAAGGAACUAGAGCCUGCAUUGCCCAGUCGUUGGCAAUGUAUGAAGUCACCAUGGCUAUUUUCACCGUGGUCAAAGAAGAUGUGCUGCGUGGAGCGUCGAUCGUGGAAGACCGGAUUGAGAUAAAAGAAUGGUUCAAUUCCAAAGUCAAAGGGCAUGAGAUUUUGAUAAAGUUCGCCAGUGAAGCGACAUACACUCACCAAGAGUGAAACAGCUAACUAGAGACGUGUGUU